UGUUGAUCCCAUCUGCCGACCAUCUCCGGCCGUAUCGCGUCUCCGAUGCACGCGUAUGCGUCUCGCCCGCGUUGCACGCCACGGCCAUAAAGUCGUGCCGGUCUAGGAGAUCCCCGCAAAGAUUUAUUCUCGCCCCUUCCAUAUUACCCGUCCUCCCUUCAUUUAACGCGGAAUCAGAGGCAAGCUUUCGACUGCAUCUCCCCCUCCCCCUCUCCGUCUUCGUUGGAAUACUUCGAUCCGGAAAUACAUGAUGAUGCCUUUGGUUUAAUUGCAUGUUUAUCACCUACUCAUCUUGAGUUGUAUCAUAAUCAUUAGGCAGAGGAUAGAGAUGGAAGCGGGCUAAGUGAAUCCGUAGAAGACAGCCGGAGAGCUUCAUUUUUGUAUUCAUUUGCUUAAAUCAUUUCCUCGUCCAUAAAUACCCAAUUAAACCAAUCGGUAGUGCUGCUUGGAACUAUCUGAAAUCAUUGACCUUGUUUUCCGUUCUUGCAUGUCGUACGUGCAUGGCCGCUCGUCCUUGAAGUUCUUCAGUCUUCUUCCUCCUCCCCUCCUACCAUUCAUGUUGAAAUAAGAUGAAUGAUGCUUAUGACGCAGGCCUCUUCUUCGGAGACAACAAAUGGUAUCGUAGAUCAUCAAAGCCGAAGUCCCAACAGCUACACAUCUGAUGGCGACCGGUCGAGGCCCUCGUAAUCUUUGUAGCCGCAUUCAAGGCCAUGGGGGCCGCCAUGGUUGGGACAUUCAUACAUGCACCAUUCCCCGUGUUCAUCAAUGCAACCCGCCCUCUUUAAGCUGGGUAUCAGAUGGGCGUCUGAAUCUGAAUCGCCUCUGUCACUGCUUGCAGGCCAAGAUUCUCUCCCUCCUCUCUCUUUCAUACAUCUUUCGUGGUGCCAUUGAAUGAGUCUCACUGGAGCUUUCGCUGAAGCCCUCGAAAGGGAGGUAUCAUCAGUACUGAAGCUGCCAUAUACGGGCACCAUUAUUUUAUGUCGACACACACACACAUACAAUGAUGCUUUAAGUCUCUUGUGAGUUAUAUGCAUAUCUGCGGCCUUCCUUGUGUGAUCUGUGGAGGGCCGCCAAAUCAGAUUGAGACAGCCAGGCAUUUAUCGCUUGCCUGAUGAUUUCUUUUCGAAACAUAUCUACCAUAGUAUUCUUCUGUUGCAAUUAUUGUGAUGUCUAGAUUUCUGCCUUUCCCUUCUACAGUGUAGGCUUAAGUUUGGUUGCUAAAACAAAGUAGGAAUCAUAUCAUUGGAAUUUGUUGGAAGUUUCCUGCAUUAAAAUGACCACACAAGGGCUCGUGAUGCAGCUGUCAGAAUACCAUUUAGCAGCAUUUAUCACCCAAGCAUGGCAAGCCGAUUCGAUGCCACCUCCAUGGAGCUUGAUAAGAUCAAAUGGAUGUCUCCACAGCCAAUCCCUCGUUUUCCUCUACAGAGAUAUCGAUGCGAAAGCAUGACUUUGUUUUGUGUUCACCGGCCGUUGGAUGCGGUAAAUGUGACAGUAAAUGUGGAGCGGCUGACAGCUUGAGGAACAUAACGAGGCAGAAGACGGCUGGUCACUAAAUGAGGGGGCGAUUGCGUCUCCUCCUCCUAUUUAUUACAUUUAGCAUGGCACUGUGUCUUUGUGGUGAUCCCAUUCAAGCCUUCUGACAACGACUGUCAUCGUUAUCUUGCGCUGCUCUCACAAGCAGUGGAAAUCCUUUUAGUCGAUGUCAUUCCGUGCCAAAGGGAAAUUAAAUGGUAAGGUAACACUUGAUUGCACAACUUUUGUGAUUUAUGCUUUGUUGAUUGCUUUUGGAUUUACUUACUGGCAGUACUGCUCAUUAUUAAUCUUAAUAAAUACUGUGCACCCCUCGGGGAAGGCUAAAAGACUGAUGAUGUGUGUCGUAAUUCUAACAUUUACAUGCACAAUGCACAGUUGCAAUUUGCAGCUUGGCAUUUCAUAGAUUGCACCUUAGCAGUACUACUCGGUGAACCACCUGAACGAUGUGACGUCGGUGUGCUAUCUACAAAACAUGGAUUAACAGUGAGCAUAUACGAUGCAUGAUAUAUAUACAAUGGAAACAUGAGAAAGAAGAGAAGGACAAUGUUCUCACCCAUCGAUGAAGAACACGACCACUAUUGUCCAUCAGAAGUUGAUGAACUAGAAUGUAGAUGCCAUGCCUGGUGGCGCAGUUAAAGCGUGGCCCCAUCCCCUCCUCGAUGUUUGCCCGUCUCCAAUCUCCUCAGAGCUCAGAAACUAAAGCAUGUGUACGGGUGUCUGAAGCAUCUCAAUUUAAUGUGCAUGCAGAGCAUCUACAAAGCCCAUGCAGAUGCAAUGGUCUUAUAGCCGGUGGUGUGUCCAUUUGUUCUCGAUCGGCUUCUUCUCCGUUUGCCAUCUCUCCCCUCGCAUCUCAUUCCUUCACCAUUCCACGAUACCUUUCGAGUUCUUAGAGCUCUCCUUGUAUAUAGGUAAAUAUGGCCUGCAGCAGCUGCAUGUUCGUCGUGUUCGUAGAGCUGCUCUUCUUGUAGUUCGAUGUAAACCCUACCGGAGCCGCGGAACAUAAGGUUACCGUGCUAUAUGUUCACUGACACUGAGAGCUGAAAUAUCGAGUCCAUAGAACUCAUCCUAAAAGUGGUGACUUGCUGCAUUAUCCAAUACUUCUUCUAGAUACCAUGGGAGAAGGCCUGUCCGAGCUUUUUGAGCACCCAGAGUUCACGCGAACAGAUUUGGCCGUAGACACCUCGCCGGAGGAUCUUUUUAGCAUCUUGGAAACUUUCGAGGAUGCCAUCACGAAGGAAGUACCCCUGUUUGACCCAUUCCAAGGGAGUAACUUUAGCCCCAGGGUUGGCGAGCAGCCGAAUACCGGCUUGGUAUCUCAAGGGUGGUCUGCCGGGCCUUCGGAGACCGACGACGCUUUGGAGGAAGCCGGCCAAGCUCUGAAGAAGAGGAAGCUGUCGGAUUCCCCUGUUUCUCCUACCGAAGCAGGAAUCCACGAUGGGCAGCAGAAGACGUCGCACAUCGCCGUGGAGCGCAACCGGAGGAAGCAAAUGAAUGAGCACCUGUCGGUGCUGCGCUCCUUGAUGCCUUGCUUCUACGCAAAGAGAGGAGAUCAAGCAUCCAUCAUAGGAGGGGUCGUCGAUUACAUCAAGGAGCUGCAACAAGUCCUGCAGUCCCUGGAGGCCAAGAAGCAAAGGAAAGUUUACAGCGAAGUGCUGAGUCCAAGGCCGCUGUCCAGCCCCAGGCCUUCACCCUUGAGCCCCCGGCCUCCACCUCUAAGCCCUCGAAUGACCCUUCCCAUCAGUCCGAGGACGCCGCAGCCAGGAAGCCCUUACAUGCCAAAGAUGCAGCAGAACUACGUCUCCCCCACGCUGGCUUCGUCCCAUGAAUCCUCUUCUCCUUUUUUCAGCAGCAUCUCCGAGCUUGCAGCCAACUCCAAAUCCCCUGUCGCCGAUGUGGAGGUGAAGUUCUCGGGUCCUAAUGUCAUCCUUAAGACGGCUUCUCACCGCAUCCCUGGGCAAGUUCUGAAGAUAAUUGCAGCUCUCGAGGGCCUCGCGCUCGAGAUACUCCAUGUUAGCAUUAGCACCACCGAUGACACCAUGAUCAACUCAUUCACCAUCAAGGUAAUGCUAACUGAUUCGGAUUUCCUCUUACCCAGAAAAUGCUUACCAAAUGUUCUUCUGCUACUACUUUCACAACCAUCACCUUCUCUAGAACACCAUGGAUCACAGAAACAAAACCAAAAAACUGCAAGCUACAAGAUUUAAUAGUCACUCCAUGACAAAGUUGCUAGUAAAGGCUCUCACCUGCCGUUUAGCAUAGAUUUCAGCGAGUACACAUACGGGGAACCAGCUAGCUUUAUAAGCGAUGGGAAAACCACA
Musa acuminata AAA Group (dessert banana) is the source of this 3851-nucleotide messenger RNA. Its product is annotated as transcription factor SPEECHLESS-like. The record is from RefSeq and is a predicted model, not a curated record. Bases 2646 to 3737 code for a protein of 363 amino acids. Gene Ontology annotation, biological process: guard cell differentiation; stomatal complex development; positive regulation of DNA-templated transcription. The transcript is spliced from 2 exons. Gene Ontology annotation, molecular function: DNA-binding transcription factor activity; protein dimerization activity. Gene Ontology annotation, cellular component: nucleus. Lineage: Eukaryota; Viridiplantae; Streptophyta; Magnoliopsida; Zingiberales; Musaceae.